GGGGCGCGCGGGGCCCCGGAGGAGCAGGGCGCGGAGGACGCCGAGGCCGUGGACGCGGAGGCCGCGGAGGACACGGCUCUGCCAGUACUGCCAGUGAAAGAUGUAAAAGAAAAACCUGAACAACAGAUCGGAACAAAAGAGACUGACAAAUUACCCAACAAUAUCAAACCUCGACAGCAACCCAGUGCCUUAUUUGCUAGAGGAAAUAGGAAAGCCGUCAAAAGUCCUCAAAGAUCAUCAAGUAAAAUAAAAGAAAAUAAGCAUCCAUUUGCUCUUUAUGGGUGGGGAGAAAAACAGACAGAUACAGGAAGCCAGAAAACACACAAUGUCUGUGCUUCUGCCCCAGUGCAUGAGAUUCAUGAAUCAGCAUUACGAGCCAAGAACAGAAGACAGGUGGAAAAAAGGAAACUGGUAGCUCAGAGGCAACGUGCUCACUCUGUGGAUGUGGAGAAAAACAGAAAGAUAAAGCCUUCCUCCUCAGAGAAUCCAUGGAUGACAGAAUAUAUGAGAUGCUAUUCGGCAAGAGCUUAAAGGAAGAAACAGUUGCUUGGACAGCCUCUUUUAAAAAGCAUAAAUGAAAGAAAGAAAAAACAAAAAACAAAAACUAUCAAAAGAAACCAGACACAGGUUUCAGAAACCAACUGAUUAUGCAAGGUUUUUCCUAGGGAGUUUCUAAAAGAUUGUUCUAUUUUGAUGAAUCCUGGUCGCCUACCUCAGCAGUAGGGUGACAGUUGAAGCCAUAGACAUUUGGUUAUUUAUGAAGAUAAUUCCCUAAUCUUUGAUAUUCUUAUAAGGGUUUUGUUUUAAAGCAUCUUAAUCUUUUAAGAUACUGACACCAAAUGCCUUUAAAUGGCUAUAGAUGCUUAACAUUCAGUUUUCUUUUCAUAAGUUUAGGCAGAGCCUAUUUUCAUCCUUUUCUGAAUAACUUUUCAGAUUCCAUAGUGAGGAAGAUCAUUCCAACUUGCAGCGUAAGACUCGUUUUCUGUAUGUGUGGUUUUCUUUGUGAAAGAAUAUCAUCAAAAGUGAGUUUCAACAUUAAUAUUGAUUCUGUGUAUAAUGAAACUAGAACUUUGGUAGUUCCUGAAAGAUUAAACUUAUUGUGUUUUGGUUCAGCACCACUUCAUGUAGCCUGUGAUAUUUAAGAAUUGUCUGGGCUGGGUGAAGGUCAUCUUUUUAAAUGACCAUCUAGGCACUUAUUUAAUAGUGUAAUAGUUCAAAUGCAUUCCAAUAAAUGAAGUGCCAGUGCAUUGUGUUUAGAGUAGUACUGAAGUUUCUUUUGAGUCAAAGACUGACAGUUUUUUUAUUGUGAGUUUUUUUAAGAACACAUAAUGGGGUAUCAGUCACUUGCUGCAGUCUGGCCUUUUGGCGUGCACACCCACUGUGGACUUUUGCCUCUUCUAUAAUAGUUGGCAAUGACAUUUAGAACUUAAAAUCUGAAAUUCUGUUUAAUAAAAUUGAGAUUGUCUUGCUCACUGGGGAUGUGGGACAAAUAUUAAGAUACCCAUUAGAGAUGUGGCCUGCCCCUAAUUUCUCUACUUUUUCCUUUACAGAACUCACUAAUAACAAAGCCUUGAUGAUGUACAUUAUUCAGACUUUUGGUUUAAAUACAUUACACCUAGAUUCCUAGCCAGUUGAUCUUAUAAUGUGAGAGAAUGGUGGUGGGUGUAUAGGCACAAAUGUAAGUAUGUAAAUGAAGUGUUCAUUCUAUUUAGUGCAUUUGCUUUUCGGUUAGAAAAAUGGUUUUAAGGAACACUGGUUUCCAUCCAGCAGAGACAGGAAUCUCCAGGAGAGAUGAGUGCUAAGUUCUCUGUAAGAGAGAAGGUACUUUGCCUGUGCCAACCUAGCCCUGGAGAUAUGUGAGGGAAAACUUUGUCUUUGACGUGAAGUUGAGCAUUUCCUUGAUAUUUUUACUCUGGGUCUUUGAAGUAUUAUGAAUUUUCAGAACACAAAUAUGUUUUAUUCCACAUAAAAUCUUCACACAGUGUCAUCUUACAACUGUAUUAAGCUUUGAGAACUCAUACUGAAGAACCAUGAGCUUUUUUUUUUUUUU
Ceratotherium simum simum (southern white rhinoceros) is the source of this 2050-nucleotide messenger RNA. RefSeq names its product centriole, cilia and spindle associated protein (gene CCSAP). Gene Ontology annotation, molecular function: microtubule binding. The record is from RefSeq and is a predicted model, not a curated record. NCBI's taxonomy places the organism in Eukaryota, Metazoa, Chordata, Mammalia, Perissodactyla, Rhinocerotidae. Gene Ontology annotation, cellular component: centriole; axoneme; cytoskeleton. Gene Ontology annotation, biological process: regulation of mitotic spindle assembly.